UUUACACAAGAUGGUCACACUGCAGAAUUUCAUUCAGAAACAUAAUCAACCAACAAAUCAACAACAGACUUCGACCAGCAAGCCGACGCGCUUGAAUAAAAUCAAUCAUACGCCACAUGCGCAAUGACGGGCGUGGUGAGAAAAUGCCAGGAGACAGGCCAACGGAAGCAGAGGUCCUUCUUCGCAAUUUUUCGUAAAUAAAUCCAUAAAAAUAUACUGAAGAUAUAGUUUCAAGCAAAUGAACAAAGUGAAAAGUGAAUGCUACAAUAGCACAUCUCCAUAGUACUUUGUUAUAAACGAUGCCUUCGAGUGGCUGUUAGCAAGAGCCGCCACUUGUCUCUGUUGUUUAUCGAUUUGUGUAUAACUCUUGCCACUGAAUCCGCACCCUGUAUGCGAGAACAUUGGCCAAAACAACAGCACACCCACAUCCACCUGGUGGUGGCUUGGUAUCUUGACCAGCACUCGAGACUAGCAGCGACCGGAAAUCGCUAGGAAACCAGCAGCAAUAGGCCAUGGAUGUGGGUGGGCCGGAAACCACCUACGAGCCAUUAGACGGACGUGGUUCCGGACGCGCGAGGAGCAGUAAUGCCACGUCUGGCUCAGGACUGCGGCAUCCGGGAAGCAUGGAUAGUCCUGAAUUCGAUACACGGGCACCCAAGGACCAGAGGCAUUCCGUCUACUUGGCCCUCUUGGCAGCUGGCAUUGGAUUUGUCUUGCCCUACAAUAGCUUCAUUAUCGCGGCGGAUUACUGGCAAGCUCGAUUUCCUGGUCGACCCGUAGCCUUAGACAUGUCGAUGACGUACAUCUUUGUGGCUUUCGCCACUGUUCUGCUCAAUAAUAUAGUUUUGUCGGUGGCCCCGUUUCAGUCCCGGGUGCUCUUUGGCUACAUGGUGUCCUUCACCACGCUGAUCUUCGUGGCUGUGUGCGAGGUGGCCUGGCACAUGUUCGCCACAAACACGGCCUAUGUGGUGAACAUGUCGGCGGUGGCCCUGACAGCGAUCGGAUGCACCGUACAGCAGUCCAGCUUCUACGGAUUCGCCUCGAUGCUGCCCAAGCAGUACACGCAGGCGGUGAUGGCCGGCGAGAGCAUUGCCGGAUUCCUGGUGUCUUCCAAUCGAGUGGUUACCAAGCUACUAAUCAACAAUGAUCGCGUCUCCACCGUCAUCUUCUUCUUGACCUCUACGCUGUACAUCCUGUUUAGUUAUCUGCUCCACCUGGCCACCAUCAAUUCGCCGUUUGUACGCUACCAUGUGGAAGCCUGCUCCAAAAUUGUCCUGCGACCGGAUGAGCGAGAGGUGGAUGGAGUUCCGAGCAGCACUCGGUAUGGAGUUCUUUCGAUGGACGGCACCCACACUACAACUGCGUCAGUGGGUCACCAAGUAUCCAGCAACGCCCUCAGUUUCAGCAAUCCCGUCUAUGAGCUGUCCAAUCCUUCGGCCGGCGAAAGUAGCAUCGAGGCUCUGGGACAACUGCCCGAUCUGCCGGUCACGCCUCCCACCCAAGAGCCCACGACCCCCACGACGGUGGCUUUCAAGGUGGAGCAUGUAAUCACCCCACGUCGCUGCCGGCCCAGUAAACUAGGUGACAUCCGGGAGGGAUUCGUGACCAGGUGGCGGGUGGCCCAAGUCAUCUAUCCACAUAUGGUGUGCAUCGCUUUAGCCUAUUGUGUGACCCUCUCUCUGUAUCCUGGCAUCGAGGUGGAGGUGCAGUCCUGUGCCCUACGCUCCUGGAUGCCCGUCCUCCUCAUGUUCUGUUUCAAUACGUCAGAUGUGGUGGGUAAAAUCCUGGCAGCCAGUCCAUAUCCGUGGUCGCGUCGUCAGCUGAUCCUGUUGUCCGGAUUGAGGAUUGUCCUGGUGCCAUUGCUGUUGCUCUGCUGUGCGCCGCGUCAGCGCCCUGUAAUCUCUGGCGAACCGGCGCCUUUUGUCUUUACCAUUGCCCUGGGAAUAACAAAUGGACUGGCGGGCAGUUUACCAAUGAUGCUGGCCCCAGCCAAGGUGCCUGGGACACUGAAGGAGGUCACCGGAAAUAUUAUGACCCUAUCGUACAAUGUAGGUCUGACGGUGGGCUCUCUAAUUGGUUACGUUUUCGAGAGUAUGCUGGGCCCGCAGCUGGCGAAUCCCUGCCCCUCAUAUCCCUACGUUCCGGCUUCGAUUCUGGAGCAGUUCCAUGGCCAUGGCCACGGACAUGGACACUUGCCACACCCCUUGCCGCUAACGAGCACCAGUACAAUGAGUCCCCUGACCACAGGGGCCACUACCACGCUGGCCCCACUCCUGCUCAAUACUACGUUGUCGAACCUGGUCCAGUCCAGCACAAGUUCCGCCACCACCAGCUCGGCGAGUCCGGCCCUGGCCACGGUUAUCACCACCACGGCCCUGGCCCUAAUCAGUACGGUGGCCAGUAGCAGUGGUGAGGUGAUCAAUGCCACAGUUACCUCGAUCCUGUCCACGGUAACAAGUUCGGUGGGUGGUGACAUCAGUGAUGAGUUGACCACUGAUCCUCAGACUCCGGAAGCACUGCUCGAGAGCAUCUAAAGUCCUAUUUAAAGGCGUUGAAUUAAGCGAUGGAAUGUCUAAAAUAUAUUCUGCAUUACCAUAUCCUCAAAGAAAAACCCAUUUUAAAGAUUAGCUCUGAGAGAUUCAUGAUUUGAAUUUUAAAACACUUUGUAAUAUUGAAAUAAGCUUAUAAGGCCACAAAGUCGAUCCUUCUUUAUACAAAAGUAUUUCUCUUUUCACCUUUCCAAUACCAUUUCCACUCCAAUGCAAAUUCGGCUUCAAAUUGAAAAUAUAUUUUCUUAGAAUGUUGCUAAAGGUUAAAAAAAGUACAUCAAGAGCAAAUAUAGUAAUAAUAUCGUAAAGCUCAAGAGAAAAACCAAAAACAAAAAUCGAUUAAAUGAUUCAAUGGAAUAUCAAGCGCAAAGUUCUAAAUAUAGGCAAUACUACUCCUAUGUGUACUAUAACUAUAUCUAUAUUCUCAAAACUGUCUAGGGUUGUUUGCGUUCAUCAUUUAAUUUUAGUCACUGAAAUCUAGGACUUAUAUACUAUAUAUAUUCUGAUAUACAUAUACUCCAACCAAGUGCUAUGGUUUUCAAAUUACAAAUCUGUUGAAUUAGCAUUAUAAGUGCUUGAGUGUGAAUGAGUGCGUUAGAUAAGUGAAAUAUUGCUGUUGAUUGGGGAAGGGCCUGGUUAUUUUUGUAAGAUUGAAAACUGGUUUAUUGACGACCCAGGCAGUUGAAUGUUAUAUUUUAUUCAAAAGCGAAUGAAUAGUAUGUGUAGUAGGCGUAUAUAUAUUUUUCGGUUGUUUUAUUGGUUGUUAUAUGUUUACAAUUUAACUGAAUAUUUGUUGAAAGCAUAAAAACCAAAAAAUUGCCUUGAUCUUAUUUCAGAACUUUUCUGUUUGUCUCCCAAAAACCUAAUUUGUAAGCUAUAAAAUAUUUGUACGGUUAAGUGAAAUUAUUAUGUCAACAGAAACCUGCAAAAUAUGGAAAUAAAUGUUAAUAUAGAAGCA
Messenger RNA from Drosophila ananassae, 3507 nucleotides. It is a transcript of the gene Ent3, whose product is annotated as equilibrative nucleoside transporter 4. The record is from RefSeq and is a predicted model, not a curated record. The transcript has 5 exons. Gene Ontology annotation, molecular function: monoamine transmembrane transporter activity; nucleoside transmembrane transporter activity. Bases 513 to 2534 code for a protein of 673 amino acids. Gene Ontology annotation, cellular component: plasma membrane. NCBI's taxonomy places the organism in Eukaryota, Metazoa, Arthropoda, Insecta, Diptera, Drosophilidae. Gene Ontology annotation, biological process: nucleoside transmembrane transport.